Messenger RNA from Malaya genurostris, 2573 nucleotides. RefSeq lists its product as uncharacterized. Bases 538 to 1611 code for a protein of 357 amino acids. The transcript is spliced from 4 exons. The record is from RefSeq and is a predicted model, not a curated record. Lineage: Eukaryota; Metazoa; Arthropoda; Insecta; Diptera; Culicidae.
CGGCCAGUGCUGCGCCAUCGUUUGAACGGAAAAGGUGAUCUUCUCGUGCUGGCUUCCGACCGUUACGGACGGUUCUAUCAAGUCGGGUGCGAUCAUUUUCGUCCAUGAUCAAUUGGAGCCUCAACUGCAAUGGAGUGCACGUUCAAUUCGAUAAACGGCCAAAUUAGUUUCGCGAACAUUUCUCAUUGAGCCCUAACUUGUGGCCGUUCGGAAGAGCAAUUACCGGGUGAAGGUGUGUGUGUGUAUGUUGUGUGUGAGUGCGUCGGGGGAAACAACGGGGAAGCACAUAAUAACUUUGUGCAUUUGUUUUCCGCGCUCAGUCAUCCAUCCAACCAUCAGCACUCCAGAACGUGGUGCACCAAGUCUGUUCUGUUCUGACCGAGCCCAUCCGCGAAGAUUAGUUAUCAGUGCAAUUCUACUUACCAAACGCUAAACAGGUGCCGCAUCGAGUUCUGGGACGAUAAGAACAGUGAGACAGCGGAACACCGAAUUUCGGUCCUGGAAUAAAGUGUGUGUGUGUGCAAAACACUUUCGGCAAUGUCUUCAAUUAUUGACAAGAACAAGAUUCGGCUGGAAAGCCGGUCGAAAAUGUUUCUGCGAAGCAACUCGUUCCAGAAGUUGUGCUCGCUGGCGCAUCCCAUCAGGCUGAAAGGGUUCAAGUCGAACAGGGAAGCCCUGAAGUCAAUCUUCGAAUCGCUCAUCGUCACGACACGUGGCGUCAUCCAGUCGGUCACGUACAGAAUACUGUGCUUUCUGUUCUUAACGCCGUUCACCGGACUGGUGAGCCGGACACUGAGUAACUUUUCCGGUCAGGAUGGAAAUGGAAAAUUUAGUACCGUCAGGUUGAUCCUGAAACUGACACUGUCUACGAUAAUAUCCACCGAUGAUGCCAAAGAAAAAUGCGAUAAAAUAGACUCGGAAUCACGUCUGAAGCAGAUCCCAACGUCGUCGUCGUCUACCGAAUAUGUGGAAACGGGCAUUCAAACGGAGGACUCACCGGCAGAUGGGGAACCCUGCUCAUUACUACCAUCCAAGGAACAGUUCUUCGACUGCAAGGAUGAUGCCGCACCGAGACCUACCAGCGACGAACUUCGAAGUCGGUUUCUGGAAAACUCACUACCCCUCCCCCGGACGUCAUCCGGACAGCAACGGCUCACCUUGAACCUGCUCGUGUACGGCUGUGUGCUCGGUUGCAUCGGUCAGCUAUCUGCCCUCGUGUACUUGCUGAACGUGGCCGCCACGAUUCCUCCCGGGCUGAUAUUUCUUAUUUUGGCACUCGGCUACAUCGGAUACGUUAUGAUGAGGAUAUUUGUGGACGAAUGCCUUCCGAUCAAAGAGGAACCGGAGAAAACAUCGACGACGACAACAACGACGGAGAUGGCAGUAGUUCCAGCAGUGUCAGCAAUCACCGACAAAUGCUCAAAACCCAAAGGAAUCCACCCAAUUUUGGCCACUGUUCGGAAGCAUGUAGCCUCGGUAUUGCAGCGGGACAGUAAACUGGUGCCAAUCACGGAUUCGCCAAGGAUGAACCGUCGGUCGACUGCGCCCAGGCGAAAUCGAGUGCUGCUCUGUACUCAUGAUAAAACUAUCAGUAAAAUGAAAAUACUCUAGAAACAUGAACCCACAUGAUGGAGCUUAACCAAAAAUACAACAACAAAAAAAUAACUAUAAUAAUAACACACAUUUGUACAAGCAAGGCUUUCGGGAGACGUUUUCAAUGCCAGCCCAGACUGAAACGAAAAACACAUCAGAAUGAUAGUAAAACAAAACAAAAAAAAAUACUAAUAAUACAAUUUAGUAGCGGCCAAAACAUGUUAGGCAUGCAUGUUGGCCGCCCAGCGUUGGCCGCAGCCUUUCGGGUGCCAUCGCGCCAUCAUCAAACCACAUCAUCAUCAUCAUUGCCAUCAUUCGGGCGCUGAAGUGUAAUUCGGUGGGAAAAUUGUCAUGUAAUGAAAGAAGACCAACAAUAGCAAAAACGAAAAGAAAAAAACAAAUGACUACAUCGUAAAUCGAUUCACUAUCGGGCAGUUUUUGUGCAAUAAAAAUAGAUCAUAUUAUGAACAAUUGCUCACACGCCCAGUGCCACCCGGUGGUGGUGUCGAUCCGAUCCGGGUGUGUGGUGGCUGGCGUGCGAUAAGCGGCAACGCUGAUGUUCACCGUCAGUCAGCCAGUUUUCUGUGCCCUACAAAUCGAUUAGGCCAUACUGCUGUUUUUUCUUCUAUUCCUCGCCCGGUUUUUUGGUGUAUGAUGUGUAUGUGCUCUACAUGAAAAAGAAAAAAAAAGACUGUCAACCUCGAAACAUCAUUUGCAUCAAUUGGCACCUAUCGGCGGUGGCUGGCAGGAUAGCAUCGGGAGAGAAAGGAACUUAAUGUUUUUCUUUUUUUUUGUAGCAUGUAGCGAACUUUUUUGCUCAAUCUAUGAUACCAAAUAAUAAAAACAAGAAUAAGAAGAAUAAAAAACAUGCCCGUAACGGAACUGUAUAUGAUUAUGAGACUUAAAUCCGCACGUUUUUGUGAAAUUGUUGUCAAACAUUGUAAUUAGAUAAGAAUAAAGGAUGAUAAUUGGCUGCUUAA